GGGUCAGUGAAAAGUCAAACUUUACAUUUGGUGUUGCAGCGACUAGCCAAUGGUUAUUCAAUACCUAGAGAGUUGAAAAUAUCACCACCACCAAAACCUCCGCCUCCACCGUCAUUGCCUCCGCCAAGAUUGAAGUGAAAAUGAGCUCUCCUACAACUUCUCAAAAUCAAUCUCCGGCCUCUUCUUCAAAAGACCCCAACUUUAUCACUAACGAUCAAGAACAACAGCAGCAACAACAACAACAAGAACAAAAUCGACCGCUAUCCGAUAAUCCCCAAUCAUCAAAAACCCUAACCCUAGAAAUCCCCGACACAGAAGUCCAUAACCCGCAAGACCCACAAGAUGAUGAUCCAAACCAAGACGACCCAGAAGAUAUCACACCCGUUUCUCCAACAAUUUCCGAUCCCCGCGUGCCCUCCGCCUCUGUCACUACCACGUUCACCAUCUCUCGCCGUGGCGGCGGCCCAAAGCGUAAGAAGCGAAAUGCUGCCCAGGAAAAGAAGGCUCAAAAAAGGCUCGAAAUUCUUGUUGAGACACUAAAUCCAAUUCCUUUUGUGCCUGUCAAACCCCUCGAUUUCUCCUCUCAUGAAGCUCUUCUGAAACGGGUUGGCUUAUGGGAGUUUGUCCACGUGCAAUUCGAUGUCAAUCUCCGCGCCGAUCUCUUAGCGCAAUUGAUUGUCAAUUUUAACCCAAACAAACGCCGUAGUGAAGUCAAUGGGUCUUCAAUCAAGGUCAGUCGCGCUGAUUUAGCACGGGCACUGAAUCUUCCUGUUAAGAUGGAUAAGGCAGAUAAUGUGAUAGAGGUGGAGGAAAGUGAAGAAUCCAGAGGAUUCAUUCAGGAAUUCGUUUCAACUUGGUUGUUGCUGCAUGAAGAUACUUGGAUGAUGACUGACGAUAUAUUGAAUGUGACUAAUUUGAUCAAAGAAGGGCAUUUUGAGAAGGUGGAUUGGGCUAAGUUGGUAUGGCUUAUGGUAGAGAAGGAGUUGGCAAUGGCGCCCAAUUUAGGGAAUUGUUAUUAUGCUUCUCAUUUGCAGCAAUUGAUGAAAGCACAGAAGAAGGAAUGGUUUGUGGAAGAGCCUGUUAAAAUGGAGAUUGAUGUUAAGGACAAUGAGGAUGAAGAUGUGAAAAUGGGUGAGGAACUACAAGGAGGAUCAGAAAUGGAGGAGCAUAAUAUUGAAUUGAGUCUUGGUGGAUUGGAUAAUGCAAUGAAAGAGGAUGGCGAGACAGAGGGAAAGGAGCCGGUGGGAAAUGAAGAUGGUAUUUAUUUUGAUGAUAAUAAGGAAGAUGAAGAACAGGGGCAGUUUCUGAAGAAAAGCAUGGAUGGUCAUUUUCUCGGUAGGUGUAAUCUUGGAGAAGUUGGGGUUUUGGAAUGUGAGGAGAGAAAACAGGAAGAAGAGGAGAGAGAAGAAGAGGUGAAAGAUGGGGAGGACGUAGAAGAAGAGGAGGAAGUGGGUUUUAGCAUUUCUCCAAAAGGGGAUACUUUGGAGGGUGUAAUCUCUGAGAAUCUUAUUGCAGUCAUGGAAGCAGCACAAAUUCCUUAUAGUUCAGGGGUACAAAUUCCUGAUAAUGUGUCUUCAGGCGAUUUUCUUGCUUCUAGGGUUGAUACACAGAGAAUUCCUGGUACUUCAUCAUCACUUUUCAGUAAUGGUAAUGGAAACAAGAGGGAAAUUGAGCAUCUUGAGGAUGAUAUGCCCCAUCAUGCACUUAAUGGUGGUAAUAAGAGAAUGAGGAGCGAUGGACAUUGGGAUGUGAAGUCAUCAUCAGAUUUUGAUUUGUGUAUGGAGCAAAUGCAACACUUUAUGGGAAAAGCUAGAAUGGUGUAUGAGGCAAAGGAGCAGGCUUAUCAAGAAAUGAAUAUGAAUCAACAGAUGUUGAUGAGUGACUUGCAGCAGCAGAAUAACGUGAUUCAACACUUGCACAAGGCUAAGAUAGACGAGCAACAGAAAAGACAACUGGAGAUUUAUAGGCUUGAACGUGAACUAUUCAUGAUGGGAAAUCUUUUAGAAGGGUAUAGAAAGGCUUUGAAACAGACCCAUAAGGCAUUUGCUGAGUAUCGUGCCAAGUGCCCUCUGCCUGAAGAACCCAUUUACAAGGAUACUGGUUCUGGAGGUCUUGUUUUGAGCACCAUGGAACUGGAGAAGCAGCGGUUGAAACAAGAGGAAGAGGAAAGGCAAAACCGUUUGUUGAUUGAAAAGAAGGUUAAGGAAUUUGAAACAGGAUGGAAUACUAAAUUUGAAGAAUGUCGAGUUGGGGUUGAUCUACUGAGUAACAAGUUGCUAGUGGUUGAAAAAGAAGUCAAUGUCUUGAAGGAAAGGUUUGCAAGACGGAAGGUCUCAGAUAUUCCAGAAUCUGUUCAAGCUGAAGAAUAAAUUACUCUGAAGUAUGUUUAGAGUUUGUGGAAACGUAGGUAAAUGACAGCUCUUAUAUGUAAGUUGAAUGGCGCAACUUUCUCUUUGUAUUUUGAGAAUUAGAAGCUCUAGUUUACGUUUGUUGCUGACCAUUUUCUUACUUCCAAUUUCUUAUAUUUAGCAUUAGUUUAGGGUGAUACCUCAAGUAUUGUGUUUCUGCUUGAUGGUUAAGAUGUGAAUUUUAUUUUCUAGUGAAUGACUUUGAGUCCAUUUCUAAUUUACUUCGCCAUCAUUUUGUCCC
This is a messenger RNA of Jatropha curcas, 2649 nucleotides long. RefSeq lists its product as uncharacterized. Lineage: Eukaryota; Viridiplantae; Streptophyta; Magnoliopsida; Malpighiales; Euphorbiaceae. The record is from RefSeq and is a predicted model, not a curated record.